AUGAAACUUAGCUCCGCGAGCCACAAGGUGGCAGCUUUGCUGCUGCUGGCCCUUGUCGUCGUUGCUUCGGGCAAGUCGAUCGAGAAGACGCGCCGCCUGCACCCAGCUCUUGGGCGGAUGUUUAACCGCAUGGAUGGCGUCCUUCCGCCUAAGGACUACGUUUCGACAAACCCCCGCACUGUCGAGGGUCGCUUUACCUCGCGUGUCAACCAUUUCGACCCGCAGAACCGCGACACGUUCGAGUUCACCUACUUGCACAACGACCAGUAUUAUCGUGAAGGAGGCCCGCUCUUCGUCGUUGUCGGCGGCCACUACCCGAUUAAUCCGUACUUCAUGGAGAACAGCCACUUCCGUGAUGUUGCCGCCCUGCAGGGUGCUUAUUUGGCAACCUUUGAGCAUCGUUACUUCGGUAACAGCAUUCCCGUCGAGGACUUCACGACGGAGAACAUGCGCUUCCUGCGUACCGAGCAGACCCUGUUCGACUUGAUCGAGUUCAUCGACUUCAUGAAGCGUGAGGUCGUGGGUGACCCGAACGCUCGCGUCAUCCUGCACGGUGUUGCUUAUGCUGGCUCGCUUGCCUCCUGGGCCCGUCAGCGCUUCCCGAACAUCAUCGAUGGUGCCUGGUCCUCCAGUGCUCCAGUGCUCGCCACUGUCAACUUCGCCGGCUUCUCGGAGGACGUCGGUGAAAUGAUCCGCACGAAGGGCAGCGAUGAAUGCUACAAUCGCAUCUUCCAGGCGUUCCACACGGCCCAGAACCUGAUCGAUGCCGGCCAAACCGAGCUGAUCUCGGAUAUGUUCAACACUUGCGACCCGGUUGACACUGACCGACCGCUCGAGAUUGAGCUGUUCUUCUUCGCCAUGAUGACCUCACUCGAGUUGGCUAUGGUUGAGGGCUAUGAUGUCGACAACAUUGGCCGUGUCUGUGAUCAGCUUACUGACGACGAUUUCGGUACCGGUCUUGAGGCUUUGGCCGAUUUCCUGGUCGAGCGGUAUGCCGAAGAGCGCGAGUGCUUCGAUCUGACUUUGGAGAACUUCGUCCGCUAUCUCACUGAUACCGACAUCGAUGGUCCGGCUAACGUCGAGUAUGGUCUGCGUCAGGCCAGCUACCACGACUGUACCGAGUUUGGCUACUUCCAGACGACCACCUCGCAGGACCAGCCCUUCGGCAGCCGCGUUACGUACGAUCUGUUCCUGGCUGAGUGCCAGGCGGCCUUUGGCGAUUGGCUUUCCCAGGAAGUGGUGUAUGAGGGCGUGCGCUUGACGAACUUCCACUUCGGUGGCCAGGAUCCGCGCAUCACCAACGUGCUGUACACGAACGCCGCUCUCGAUCCGUUCCGUCGCGUGUCCAUCACCUACUACCAGAACCUGCUCUCGAAUGCCCGUGUGACGCCGAGAGCGUUCAUCGGUGACGACAUCCAGUCCAUCAGCGGCUUCGACUCGGAAGAACUGCUCGAAACCAAGCACAUGGCUGAGCAGUACAUCACCACCUGGCUCGGAUCGCCGAUCAGCCCUUUCCGCAAGUAG
Anopheles nili is the source of this 1524-nucleotide messenger RNA. Its product is annotated as putative serine protease K12H4.7. Gene Ontology annotation, biological process: proteolysis. Gene Ontology annotation, molecular function: serine-type exopeptidase activity; dipeptidyl-peptidase activity. The coding region runs from base 1 to 1524 and encodes 507 amino acids. The record is from RefSeq and is a predicted model, not a curated record. The transcript is spliced from 2 exons. NCBI's taxonomy places the organism in Eukaryota, Metazoa, Arthropoda, Insecta, Diptera, Culicidae.